AUGAUCGAAAAGGGAAUCGAGCUGAUAAGGCAACUUGGGCGUUGCUGGAAGACGUUACAGUUGCACGAGAUGCAGUACGUUUAUCUUGAAACAUGGAAUAAUUUCUUUGUGAGUCAGUCCAGGAAUCACGUGUUAUCAGCUGGGAGGAGUUGGCGAAUUAUCUUCGGGUGAUCAUGAUUAUCAUUCGUAGUUGAAAUCAAGAAGUUGCAAUUCGAAAAAGGUGAAUCACGAAUAUUUGCUGGAAAAAAGUGACGUGCGCGACUAGAAUCUACCGAAAAAUACAAUUUUGCUAUUGCGAACUCUGAAAAAAGUGGAUCAUGUUUGCACAAAAACUGAGACGUCAGAUCAUGUGCCCACAACAUAGAUUUGAUGUUUUAUCGCAGAGCAAACAGCUAAGACAACAAAUUCGGUUAAGAAACUUAAAACUGUGUACAAUGAAAAACUUGCACAUUUUGAAACAUCAUAUCAACAGUACCUAAUUUCUGAACUCCUAAUUCUUGCAACGAACAUGUUUUUCAAACUCUUCCUUUAUAUCUUUAGCAUGUUGAUAUGUGUACACUUUCACUUAACACGGAAACGUGCUUCUACUUAUCAUAUAUGUUCAGAAAUAGAAAUUUGCAACAUCCGGAAGGAAACUAUCAACGUCAAGAAGAAGAAAUUCUGGAACAGAAGAAGAUAGAUUAAAAAAAAGCACGAUUAGAGUGUGCUUGACAUAUGCAAAUACGCGUACGAGUGAACUUUAGCCCGAUUGGAACUGGCAGACAGUAUUAACUCUUGUUCUCUUUCACUUCCAGUCAAACUUUAUAUACUUUUGCAGUCCCUUUUUGUUGUGAAGUGUCCGUUGAUUGUGUAUUCUUUAUUCCAACCAAUGUUUUGGAAUAACGUAUUUCGGAUGACACACUGGGAACAUCAUGCUUUUCUCUUUUUUCUAUUCCGAUGCUGCAAAAACGUGGAAAUUAGAGUAAAAAAAGGGAAAAUGAAAGUGCAAACUCUAACUCGGCUCGUAAUUGUAUUUGUUAGCGGGGCGCGCAGAGAUCAGAAAGAUUCGCGAGCCAGCAUGUGACCGACUUAUUCGAACAUUGUUUCCGACUCUCACUUUGACUCUGUUUCAGAAAUAUCGUUUUCAAUUCUCCGGCCGAGUUCUCCAAUUUCUCGCCCAUUUCUUUUUUGAAAUCCGAAGCACCCGCCUCCUCGUCCGUCACUUUCGCCGCCUUCGUCCUUCCGCUCAUUUCCGACCGGAGUUUGUGAAUAAUUAACAAGCCGGCUUUCCGGAAGCCUCCAAACUCUUUUAUACCUUGUCUGGCGUGGUUCGUCCUUUGGUCUUACCGUAGUCGCGCACUCUAGAUAUUGUUGUUUAUUUUGAUAGAAACAUAAUGGUCGCGCACCACACUUGAGAGUUCGUCUCAUUUAAAAACUUCAGGUAACGAAAGAAUAAAAUGUGUUAUUAUUAUUAUUAUUAUUAUCAAAUGUGAUUGCAUGACGUAUUCGUCUUCUUCUUCUCCUUCUUUUUCUUCAUGAUUCAGUUCAUUCGCAUACAGCUUAAGAAAAGUCGCUCUGAGCAAACAAGUUUUGCUUUUCCAUCCCAGUCAAGCUCAAACGUUUUGCUUAAGAUACAUUUCUCCUUCUCCUUAUGUGUGUGUGCCUAGAUGAUGAUGGAAAGUUCCGUCUGAACACAGAAAAACCAUUCCACCCCCUCAUCCUAAAUAAGCUGGUCUCAUUUUCGAAUCCAUCAUUGUAAAACAAACAUGACACACAAAUGGGCAGAGAAAAUCCCAACCAAACAUUGUGCUUUAAGCGUGCUUGUUGAAUGAGUGAACAUCUCUUUAUGACCCCGAACAGACACCCUUUAAUUUCUCUGGAUAUUUUAUUUUUCUUCCUUCCUUCUUUCUAUUGGGCAUGCAUGGGACAGGCAGGUCCACACAUUUCCAGCAGGGUCCCUUCCUCUGUGUUGGGUUACCUAAAAAACAACAAAGCACGAGGGCAUUCCGGAGAAGGAUAUAUUUUUUGUCGGCGCCCCGAUUCAUUCAUUAUUUAAGACAAUUUCGUGUUCUGAGUUUUCAGACUAUUUCUAACUUUGGCCGGCCUUCACUUCUAUUUUGGAUCUCUCUUGCGCACAUUCUCUCUGAUUCUCGUAAUUGCCAUUCGUUUUCCUUUCAGUUUGAAUUUCUGAAUUUCAGAGUUUCCUAAUGUAAAAUGGCAGAUAAUUAUGGUCUCUUUUUUCCAAGUCAUUCGUUGGUUUGCUACCAUGAACCUCGAAUUCAUGAUCACGAACUUUACUUCCAACUUCGAAAUCUCAAUUUGCUCCUUCUUCUUCCCAUUGCUCUCAUUGGAAUUCUUUGCAAUGCGUGUGCCAUGGUGAGUCACACUGACCUCCCUCUUGUCCGAAAAGUGUCAAAAAUGGAAGAGAGAAAGUGAGAGAGGCAUCGAAAUUUGAUCCGCAAGAAACAUUUUCACAAUCACCGCCUGGCACACUGUUCGCGGCGCCGCGUAUUUGGUAACAACCAAACACGCAUGACUCGCCGGCCGAGACUAUUGAGGUCAGGGUGUGAGAAACGGAAUCGGAAACGGGAAAAAUGAUGAUGUGACGGAGCAGAACACAUUUCCAGGUUUCAUUGUACCGCCCGCCAAAGAUCACAUCUGGAGUGUUUGUCUAUUUGAAAGCCCUUCUACUUCUGGAUCAUGUGAUGCUCACGACGACGUUGGCUGCGGAGUUCUUUCCGCAGAUUUGCGAUCAGCAUCACAUGAAAAAUCACACUUUCUAUACCGCGUGUAUGUUCGAGCGUCGUUUUCUCAAAUACACAAUGCCUAGGUAAUUUGUGAAACAAAAACAAAACACUUGAGAACUUAUUCGUACUUUUGAUUGUUCAGAGUUGAAAUCACCAUCCACACUCUUCAUGUUUGGACAAUUGCCACGUUGUCCGCUCAUCGCUACUGGAAGGUAUUUACAUGAACUAAUAAUUCGGGAUGGCAGGCAUUUCGGUCUAUUUUCAGAUCUCACGACCAAUGAUCGCGCGUCUUCGUGACACGGUCAGUCGUGCGCGUUCCAUGCUGAUCAUCAUGUUCUGCCUCGUUCUCUUCUUUCGGAUGCCAAUAUUCCUGCUGGAGCUUGAAAUUCGAGCACACCCACAACUGCGAAUUAACAAGCGGAUAGCCACAACGGAGGUAGGGGUCACGUGAGGUGUUAAUUGAAAGUUCCAAUAGGAAAUGCAAUACGCAUGUUUUUGUGCGUCCGGGUGGGCGCAAAUCCAAUACACAAAAACAGAAGCGCGGCCGGCAAAACAUGAUCUGAAAGUUUGAUCAAACAUGGCUUCUGAUGGCUUAGCUCAUUGUUUCCUCGAAUAUUCCAGAUUCUGUCUACCUACCGCUUCGUCUACCACUCGAUCCUUGAUCCCUUGUUCUUUAAUAUUGUACCGUUCCUGUGGAUGUGCCUCUUCUCGCUGUUGACUCUUUAUGAAAUCUACAAGAGCCGUCACAACACCUAUCAGCAUCUGGCGUUUGAUCAUCCCAAACAUACAAGUGUCACGUAUGUGUGAAGUUUCAGAAUUCUAAAUAUAUACGCUUUUGCAGACAUCCAUUAGCAGGAUGUUUUCCCAAAAAAGCAGAACUAAUCCGACAGAAGCAAGAACUGCGAGCCACUUUCUCAAUUGUCGCAAUUAUCCUUUUGUACUUGUGCUUCCACUCACUCAAGCUCUUCUCGGUUGCUCGGAAAUGGCAGUUGUUGGUGCGAAGGGAAUGCCCGACAAGGUCUGUAAAUCCCUCUCCAAAUCCCCUAUGCAUUCGCUUUUUCAGAAGAGACUACUACCAUUCGCAUCUCUCUGACGUCUUGAGCAUGAUUUCCGCUUCAGUGAACGCAUUCGUGUUCAUAGCGUUCACCAACCGCCUCAAAAAGUAUAUCCGGCUGCUGUUGCGGAAAACAUCUCGGACCCUUUCAAACUCGAGCGACCCGCCGAUGAGCCCUAAGACUGUGACGUCAAUUGAGAGCAGUUGCAAUCAUUUUAACUUGAACAUUUGA
This is a messenger RNA of Caenorhabditis sp. 36 PRJEB53466, 4012 nucleotides long. The record is from the annotation of a GenBank genome assembly. Lineage: Eukaryota; Metazoa; Nematoda; Chromadorea; Rhabditida; Rhabditidae.